AUGAGGUCUUUCGAAUAUGGAAAGCAGGUUCAUGGGAUGAUCUUGAAAGGUGGGAGUGAAUGGAGUGAUGUGAGUCUUUUCAACGCGUUAAUGGAUGUAUACGGAAAAUGUGGUGAACUUGAAGCAAUGAGGAAGCUUUUUGACACUACUAGGGAGGAAGCAAACCAGAUCUCAUGGACAACGCUUGUGACAGCUUAUUCUCAGUCUUCUGAAUUUGAGGAAAAAGCACUAACCGUUUUCUCCGAGAUGAGAGAAAUGGGGUUUCAACCGAACCAGGUCACGUUUUCAGCUGUGCUUGCGUCAUGUGCUAGCCUCAGUUUCCUUGAAUAUGGGCAGCAAGUCCACAGCUUGACAUUGAAAACUGGUUUUGCUACAGACAAAUGUGUGGAGAGUGUUCUCAUCGACAUGUAUGCAAAGUGCGGUAGUGUAAGAGACGCUGUCAGGGUUUUUGAAUCUUUGCAAGACCCUGAUGUCAUUUCAUGGACCGCCAUGAUAUCUGGAUAUGCACAACACGGCAUGGCGAAAGAUGCCUUAAGACUCUUUCGAAAGAUGGACCAACCCAAUUCCGUUACAUUUCUAUGUCUUCUGUUUGCUUGCAGACACGGAGGGCUAGUUGAUGAAGGCCUGAGGUGUUUUCAUUUAAUGGAGGAAAGAUAUGGACUGGUCCCAGAGGUUGAACAUUAUGCUUGUGUGGUUGAUAUCCUGGGCCGUGUGGGACGUCUAACUGAAGCAUGGGAGUUUAUAAUGAAGAUGCCUAUAGAGCCUGAUGAGAAAGUCUGGUCGACAUUGCUUGGAGCGGGUAGGGUUCAUGGGAACAUUCAUUUGGCAGAGAUUGCGGCUCAUAAGGUUAUCUCUUGUAACCCGGAAGAUUCAGCUGCUCUUGUUCUCUUGUCAAACGCAUACAGAGAAGCUGGGAAUAUUGAUGCUGAACUAAGUGUAAGAAAGGUGAUGAAUUCUCAAGCCAUGAGAAAAGAACCUGGACUGAGCUGGAUUACUAUUGGAGGUCAAGUCCACAAGUUUUGCUCUGGGGAUCAACACCAUCCCCAGAAGGAAGAUAUAUACAGAGUUCUAUAUGAUUUGAUGGAGAAAGUGAAGAGUACAAAGCACUGA
Messenger RNA from Eruca vesicaria subsp. sativa (arugula), 1110 nucleotides. The record is from the annotation of a GenBank genome assembly. NCBI's taxonomy places the organism in Eukaryota, Viridiplantae, Streptophyta, Magnoliopsida, Brassicales, Brassicaceae.